CAACUUGUUUUCCGAUUUCCGCCAUUUUGUCCAAUGGUGAUUAAUUUUCGUAAAACGCCUUAGUAUCGUCUCUGUGUUUUAACGAGAUUUUAACUAGCACUGAAAUUAAUACCGAACUUUAAAAGUUAUUAUUAGAAUCCCAAAAUAACAACAAGCUAUGUCGGACCGAAAAAGACUAUUAGAGGAGCUAAGGGUGAUAGACUUACGCGUAGAAUUGGAAAAGCGUAACCUGGAUAAGACCGGUAUACGUAGUGUGCUUAUUCAACGGCUAAGUAAGUAUUUGGAGGAGGAGGGACAUGAUCCAGCCACAUUCAAAUUCGAGUUAUCUACGUCAGAUGGUAAGACGCCAGUAAAGAAAAAUAGACGCACUGAGAGUGCUAAAGAGCCAGAUUCUGAAGAGACUCCUGUUAUGGAGGAUAUGAUUGUACAAGAUACAGCCGGCGACGAAGACGACAUCGAACAAACACCUGAAAGUAGCCAAAAUACUAAAAUUGUGGAGAAAAAGGAGAAAUCCGAAGAAAAAAUGGAUGUUGAUGACACUAGCAAAAUUAAUAGAAAAAGGGAAAUGAAAGAUGACCCUGAAGCGACGCAAGCAAAGAAAGCCUGUAUGGACAAGGAAAUUAAAACCGAAGACGAUCAUAAAAUUGAAAAUAACACAGAUGCUGAAGACAGUAUAAAUCUAGAUAUUGGCGAUGAUGAAUUAUUAAAUGAAGAGACUGACAAUCCAGCAAAAAUCAAAAAAGAUGAACCGGCGCAUGAGGACGAGGUGGGGGCGACGGGCGACGAGUCGACUGCGAACAGCUCCGCCGCCGCCGCCGACACCGCGCCUGCUGAAAAUCAACAACAAGUAAACACAGAAGCCCCGGCCACUAGUAAUGACAAUGAAAGGAGUGACAAGGAAUCAAAAGAAGACAAAGUCAAAGACAAUGAGAGUGAGAAAAGCAACAAGAAGGAUGAUAACAAGGAAGGGGGCGCCCGCAACCUGUGGGUCAGCGGACUAUCUGGUGACACACGCGCUAAGGACUUGAAGCAGCUAUGCAGUAAACAUGGCAAGGUGAUUGGAGCGAAAGUAGUAACAAACGCACGCACGCCGGGUUCAAGAUGUUACGGUUAUGUUACAAUGGCCAGUGCCCAAGAUGCAGAAAAUUGCAUUAAAAAUCUCCAUAGAACUGAACUGCAUGGACGUAUGAUAUCAGUGGAGAAAGCAAAGUCUGAAUCUGAGUCAGCGUCGCGCAGGCAGACCGCCUCACGCACUGAGCGCAGACCAAGCAAGGACCGUAAAGAAGAUAUUAAAGAGAAGGAGGAGAUUAAAGAACCUGAGAAAACUAGUGAUACAAAACCUACGAAAGAGGGUGAUGUGUCUGGUGCAGAGAGUAAUAGGUCUACAUCUCGUACUAGAGAGAAGUCGCACAGGUCUGACAAGGAUCGUACCCGACGCAGUACGCGAAGCAGGGAGCGUAGACGGUCACCACGAGAAGUGCUAUCGUUUUCUAAGAUUUGGAAAGAGCGCGAUGUAGCAAGAGCGCGGGAGAGGUCGCGCGCCGCACGUGAAGAAGAGCGCAGAAGACGCGCCGCAGAGGAUGCGCUAAGGGAGAGAGAGAGACGACAACGUCAAGAGAAGCACCGCCUUGCUAUUGAGAGGGAAAAGCUGCGCGCCGAAAGAGAGAAGAUUGAACGAGAAAAGAAUGAACUUUUGCGUUUAGAGCGAGAGAGACAUAGAUUAGAACGGGAGAAGUUAGAACUGGAAAGAUUGGAGUUGAAGAGAGCACAAUUAAGGUUAGAAGAGGAGCGUCGUAAGCGCGGCUACGAGGGCAGUGCGGCAUACCGCAAGCCGGCCGCCAGUCCGCCGCCAGAGCCCGCAUACGACCGCGAGCGUGAUCAACGGCACAAGCGACCCCCACCACCCCCCAUGAACAACAUCCCUCGCUCCAAUAAACCUAAGCAUUUCGAGGCGCCACCACCCCCGCGCUUUGAGCUUGCACCGGCGUACGAGCGUGGUGCGGACAAACGAGACCGCGACCGUGAUUACAAGCGUGACUACCCCCGGCAUGUCUCAUCCAGUAAUAUGAAGUACCCGAGUAAUGGCAGCACUAGUGAUGAUACAAGGCAGCCGAUGCCACCCGGUACCAGACCCAAAGAGCCAAACCGGUCGUACGAGUCGCGAGACAGCCGGUCGUACCGACCGUCGCCGCCCGGCAAACCCGAGCCGCGGAACUGGAGCGCUUCCAGCCGCUACCCAGAUACCGCACCACCCGCUAAAGGCAGUAGCAGCGGUGGAUCGAGCGAGCAAUGGUCUAGCGAGGCGAGGUACGGGGGAGCUUACGAAGCACGUUACCCCGCCAGUUACCAGCCGCCGCCGCCCGGAGCCACAUACCCUGACCGGUACGCGCCCGCAGCUCGAGACUUCGCCCGCAAAUACUAGCAUCACGCACUCACCCAACAUACAGGUCACACAUCAUUGUAAAAGUGAUGGAGUUUGGAGACAGAGAUGCAUGGAGAAGAACUAUGAGAAUGCCGGGACCUGUAAACUAUUAUUAGUUUAAAUAUUCCAUUUUAUUUUAACCUUUUUAUUCAUAUAUUAUGACAAAAAUACUUUUUUUCCAAAAA
Papilio xuthus (Asian swallowtail) is the source of this 2607-nucleotide messenger RNA. RefSeq names its product scaffold attachment factor B1. The record is from RefSeq and is a predicted model, not a curated record. Gene Ontology annotation, biological process: regulation of mRNA processing; regulation of transcription by RNA polymerase II. Bases 158 to 2422 code for a protein of 754 amino acids. Gene Ontology annotation, molecular function: RNA binding; sequence-specific DNA binding. The transcript is spliced from 19 exons. Gene Ontology annotation, cellular component: nucleus. Lineage: Eukaryota; Metazoa; Arthropoda; Insecta; Lepidoptera; Papilionidae.